Messenger RNA from Thamnophis sirtalis, 1048 nucleotides. It is a transcript of the gene NUDT21, whose product is annotated as nudix hydrolase 21. Gene Ontology annotation, cellular component: mRNA cleavage factor complex. Gene Ontology annotation, biological process: mRNA 3'-end processing. Lineage: Eukaryota; Metazoa; Chordata; Lepidosauria; Squamata; Natricidae. The record is from RefSeq and is a predicted model, not a curated record. Gene Ontology annotation, molecular function: mRNA binding.
CCCCCAUUGGCGGGUGUGGAGAAGAGCGCGGCGUGAGGGACGGCGCCUUGGCCGGGGAAUGCUGGUGGCCUUGUGAGCCCGGCCCACUUUCCGCCAUGUCCGUCGUGCCGCCCAACCGCUCCCAGACCGGCUGGCCCCGCGGGGUCAACCAGUUCGGGAACAAAUACAUCCAGCAAAGCAAGCCCCUCACCCUCGAGCGGACCAUCAACCUGUACCCACUGACAAAUUAUACCUUUGGGACCAAGGAACCCCUCUACGAGAAGGACAGUUCGGUAGCCGCCCGAUUCCAGCGCAUGAGAGAAGAAUUUGACAAGAUUGGGAUGAGGCGGACCGUUGAGGGGGUCCUCAUUGUGCACGAACAUAGGCUGCCUCACGUGCUGCUCUUGCAGCUGGGCACAACCUUCUUCAAACUGCCGGGUGGUGAGCUUAAUCCCGGAGAGGAUGAGGUAGAAGGUCUUAAACGUUUAAUGACAGAGAUACUAGGACGUCAAGAUGGCGUCCUUCAAGACUGGGUCAUUGAUGACUGCAUUGGUAACUGGUGGAGACCGAAUUUUGAGCCCCCACAGUACCCAUAUAUUCCAGCUCAUAUUACAAAGCCAAAGGAGCACAAGAAGCUCUUCUUGGUUCAGCUCCAAGAAAAAGCUUUGUUUGCGGUCCCCAAAAACUACAAGCUAGUAGCUGCUCCUUUAUUUGAGCUUUACGACAACGCGCCAGGCUACGGUCCUAUCAUUUCCAGCCUCCCGCAACUUUUGAGCAGGUUCAAUUUUAUUUACAACUGAAUUUCCUGAAGUGUGAGUAGAAGCCGUCUCUGUGAGAACAGCUUUAAAAUGUAGAAGAGAAAAUGUGACGCAAGGAUUUUUUUUAAUGUUUUUCUUUCUCCUUUGAAUUUUCCCCCUCCCCUCCCCAACUUUCUACUAUCUGAAUAGGAAAGAGAAUCUUGACUGUUUAGACAAUGGGAUAAGAACUGUAUUUGCAUUUUAAUCACUUACGUUGUGAUAGUCACCUGAUUUUUUUUAAAUAACAUUAAACAAAAAUGGACUCAGUUGUG